Molecule: messenger RNA, 1182 nt
Organism: Venustampulla echinocandica
Lineage: Eukaryota; Fungi; Ascomycota; Leotiomycetes; Helotiales; Pleuroascaceae
Exons: 5
Coding region: 1-1182 (393 amino acids)
Biological process (GO): mitochondrial tryptophanyl-tRNA aminoacylation
Cellular component (GO): mitochondrial matrix; mitochondrion
Molecular function (GO): ATP binding; tryptophan-tRNA ligase activity
Source: RefSeq, a predicted model, not a curated record
AUGCUGUUAACAAGGCGUAGCAUCAAACAUAGCUUAAAUCGGUGCAACUUAUCUGGUGCUUUCGCUGGUCGAAUCCCAAUCACGACCACCAGCAGUCGACGAAGCAUCUCAACUCCUAGCCAACCACCACCAAACCAAGUGAUUUUCUCUGGAAUUCAGCCAACAGGUAUCCCGCAUCUUGGGAACUAUCUCGGAGCUCUACAACAAUGGGUAAAGCUCCAAAACACGGCAGCUCCGUCUACCAAACUCCUCUAUUCGAUAGUUGACUUGCAUGCUAUUACCUUGCCGCAAGAUGCGCAGAAGCUAAGGCAAUGGAAGAGGGAGGGUCUGGCCACGUUGCUGGCUAUUGGCCUGGAUCCUGAGCGGUCGAUUUUGUUUCAUCAAUCGUCUGUUUUUGCUCACACCGAGCUGAUGUGGAUCCUUAGCUGUACGGCUUCCAUGGGAUAUCUCUCUCGCAUGACACAGUGGAAAAGCAAGCUUUCAUUGACGGAUGAUACGUCUCCCCUCGAGGAGAGCGCUAAGUCAAAACUUAAGCUUGGGUUAUUUUCAUAUCCUGUGCUUCAAGCUGCAGAUAUAUUGGUUCAUAGGGCAACACAUGUUCCCGUUGGGGAAGACCAAAGCCAGCACUUAGAAUUCGCGCGCGAGUGCGUAACGAAUUUUAACCACGCAUAUGGGCCCCAUCUAAUAGCACCAAAGACCAUCAUGUCUCCUGCCAAACGAGUCAUGUCUCUACAAGAACCACAUCUCAAAAUGUCCAAAUCGCAUGUAGACCCCCGGUCAAGAAUCCUGAUUACAGACACACCUGAAAUAAUCUACAAAAAGCUCAUGUCCGCAUUAACUGACUCCACAAACUCUAUUUCAUAUGACCCAGUGGCUCGCCCAGGAGUAUCCAAUCUACUCGAGUUGCUGUCACAUUUCGAUGCCGAGGGGAGGGAUGCACAGAAGCUUGCAGUCGUGUAUGGAGAUCUUGGGCUAGGCCAAUUCAAAAAGGUGGUAGCUACGACAAUAUCGGAGAGCCUUGCGGGCAUCCGUGAAAAGUAUGCGCAGGUGCUAAAUCAGGAUGGCGGGGCUUAUCUUGAUCAUGUAGAGAGAGAGGGCGCGAGAAGGGCGAGGGAGAAUGCCAAUGCAACUAUGGCUAUAGUGAGAGAAGCGGUUGGUUUGUCGGAUCAUUCUGUAUUAUAG